AUGACAGAUAAAGCUUCGAAUAGCGAAUGGUUGGAUGCGGAACUGUUUUCUCCUUUCCAAAGUAAGUGUUUUAUCAGUUGUUACCUAGGAUAACAUGCUCUAAAAUUGUUUUUUCCAAUGAAACGGUUAUUUUCUUCAGAAGAACAAGCUCUCCUGUACGAACACGCAGAAUGGGUAGCUGCUCGAGCAUUUCUAAAAAUGGUGAAUCUUCCUUUUGGCCUGGAGCAACGGCCGAAUGCUGAAUUCAUGUCGCCGGACGGUUCUGUUCCUUUUCUGAAACUUCAGAAGACCUUGGUGUUUGGCUACCUUAAUAUAGUAGAGUUCGUUUCGCAGAAGGUGCGUUAUAUUUGUUUUAUUUUUAUUCGUUUUUAGGGGAUAAAAUUGACGAAUACUUUGUCCGAGGCCGAUAUUGCCGAUAUGAAUGCCUUGAUGGCGCUGAUUCGCGAAAAUCUCCUAAAUGCCGAGGUAUGUGAGGGUUUCGAAAGUUGGAUUACAUUGUUGAAUUUCUUUCAACAUUGAUUUUUCUCAUUUUAGAAGUACUUCUGCUGGAGUGAGUCUUCAAAUUAUCAUUCAGUAACAAAAAGAAGGUAUGGAAGUGUUUAUCCCGUCCCUCUGAAAUGGUGGCUCCCUUAUCUGAAGCGCAAAGAUAUUGUCAGUCAACUCAACGACUCAGGCUUCGCAAACAAGACGAUCGAUGAUGUUGUAAAAAAGGCCGAGACCGUGUUCCACGCUUUGAGUGUAAAAUUAGGAAACCAGAGGUAUUUUAUGGGCGAUGAGCCCACCGAACUCGAUGCUCUGGCCUUUGGACACAUCUUCAGCAUUCUCACAAUCGAACUGCCGUCAAAUCAUUUGGCUACAGCCCUUAGGAAACACGCAAAUUUAAUGAAUUUCUGCAUCGCAAUAGACGAGGAGCUCUUCAAAUUAGAUUAA
Molecule: messenger RNA, 930 nt
Organism: Bursaphelenchus xylophilus (pine wood nematode)
Lineage: Eukaryota; Metazoa; Nematoda; Chromadorea; Rhabditida; Aphelenchoididae
Source: the annotation of a GenBank genome assembly